Molecule: messenger RNA, 1410 nt
Organism: Aureobasidium pullulans EXF-150
Lineage: Eukaryota; Fungi; Ascomycota; Dothideomycetes; Dothideales; Saccotheciaceae
Exons: 1
Coding region: 246-1286 (346 amino acids)
Molecular function (GO): protein binding
Source: RefSeq, a predicted model, not a curated record
UUGUAUCUAUGCCCUAAUGGGCUGUCAGACGUUCAUUCGUGUUCUCAGAAUGUCAUGUUCUCCAGUAUCCCCAACGCAGGGGUUCUUUUGAUCUGAGUACCUGAAUACAUCGCCAGAUAGACCUCCAAAGCCAUCGAGUCUGGCACGACAUCUACCAGAUCCAGAAACCCAUUCUCUGAACACAUCGGUCCGCGGACAUACCAGGAAUAGAACUCCUUGCAAAGCCAUCUGAAAUUACGGCCGCCAUGCAUAUCGAACUCCUACCAUCCGAGCUGGUCACAGACAUCUUCCUCGCCCUGCCUACCAUCUCCUCCGUCAUCGCCCUCUCUUCGACCUGUCACCGUUUCCGUCAAGUCUUCACAUCCUCCAAAAGACUCCUCAUCCUAUCUCAAGCAGCCGAGAACGAAUUUGGCCCUACACAAGACAUCAUCCAGAUGGUCACCCACAACGCCUCCCAACCCGCUCACCUUCGUCGCACUGUUUCUCUCUCGUUCGCGCUGAUUCGCUCCAUCGUAAAAGUCGGUCGUGUUGCUACAAAAUGGGAGGCUGUAUAUCCCUCCAAGAAGUGGAAGUCAGACUUUGAGAAUAGAAGGUCCAUUUCCGAUGACGAGCGAUUGCGUCUGAGACGAGCAUUAUACCGCCUCUGGCUCUUCUCUCGAGCCUUCCAUGACGGCACGACUUUGCGGUGGAUGCGAAGUAUACCUACACUGCAGCACGAGCGUACAUUGCUGUUGCGAAACUUCAACUCGGUUGAGUUGGCCGAGAUGCUGGACGUCCACAACAUGCUGCGGGAUACCAUCAGCAACAACAUUUGCCCUUCGAAUGGUACUGUAAACCGCAAGUUCCAGAAGCGCUUCCCAAACUCGAACCACCAACUCAUCUUCAAUACUCAUCUCAACUUUCCACCGCCAUCAUCAUUCGUGCCAGACGGUGCUUACCACUGCUCGGACGUCGCAGCAUCGAAAUGGCACAACAAGUACGUCCCCACCGCCAACCACGAGCCAGGCGCCGAGGGCUGGGGCGACGACAUCCUACACUACUACGUCAUUGAGGACAUGUUGAAGCUCGAUCCAGAGCAACUCAUGUUCCUAAAGGAGAAUGCACCCUUCAAAAGGCAAGUCGAGGAUUACAUCAGAAGCCAAGGCGACUGGUUCGACAACAAUGGCGAGACUUUUGUCCAAACAUUGCAGCAGGUGAUCCAUGAUCGCGGUCAAGAAAUGGAUGAAUUGAAAGAUGCGAUUGAAGAUGGAGAGUUGGGUGUUGCACUGAAGGAGAGAGUGGUAUGAGCGCAGAGAGGUUUGUAGAGAUUGUGGACAAUACUAAGCUUCGUGGUCCAUCCCUGCGAUCAAUUCCUCUACACGCUCAGUGACUCUGCCUGCGAGCAUCCAUCAAGCAGUGUACGCAACCUCU